Molecule: messenger RNA, 968 nt
Organism: Mauremys reevesii (Reeves's turtle)
Lineage: Eukaryota; Metazoa; Chordata; Testudines; Geoemydidae
Exons: 3
Coding region: 94-681 (195 amino acids)
Source: RefSeq, a predicted model, not a curated record
CCCGCGGGAGCAGCUCGGCGGGACCGCGCUGCAAGGAGCUGUCAGGAGAGGGGUCGCGCCCGCGGACACCCUCUGCAAGCGACCGCCCUGGCAAUGCGAUGGGAGCGCUGCUGUGCCGGGCCAGGCUGGGGGAGCGACUUCCAGGAGAACUCACCCUCUCCAGAGCCAGCCUGGAUACCUGCUUCACCAGUGCGGCCAGCCCGUCCCCUGUCCAUGCUCCAGUCAAUCCUUCCCUGUCUGCUCUCUGGCUGCCCCCUCACAAUCUCCGGGCCACUAAAAGUCCCACGAGCAGCAGGGUGGAAACCGGCCAAUGGACGCUGCAGGGGCUGUGCUUGCAGACGAGGGCAGCACAUGGAGACCUGCUACCUCCCCUCCCCCCAAGGGAUGCGCAGAGACAUGCAAGCAGCAGCCGCCACUUCUGGUAGCAGCAUGGGGCCACAGGAAGCAGACAGCCUGCCUGAGCCCUGCUGCUAUGCCGGCUGGGAGCCGCCUGUGGACUCAGCCGGGACCCUGGAUGUGGGCCAGCAGCCAGGAUACUGGGCCGGCAGCAGAGUCCUGGGCGCAGGGAUGGCAGCUGGGACCCGGGGUGUGAGCCUGCAGCCAGGAUCCCUGGACAGGCACCUGCAGCCAGGAUCCCUGGUGGAGGGACAGCAGCCGGGACCCCAGGCACGGCGCCAGUAGCCAGGAUCCCAGGCUGGUAGCAGAGUUCCGGGUGCAGAACCAGCAACCAAGACCCCAGGCAUGGAGUUGUCAGCUGGGAUCUCAGGCAUGGAGCUGGCAUCCAGGAUCCCGCGCCAUCAGUGAAUCCCCAGCAUGGGGCUGGCAGAAAUCUUUAACGGCGACCUUUCAAAGAAGAAGAGCCAUUUUUUUGUUUUUGUCUUUGACCAAAAUAUUUCAAGAGCCACAUCACACACAAAGUUACUUGUAGAGUUAGAAUUUAUCCGCUAAUAAUAAUUGAACUUAUUAAA